This is a messenger RNA of Homalodisca vitripennis (glassy-winged sharpshooter), 7102 nucleotides long. Its product is annotated as nitric oxide synthase, salivary gland-like. Gene Ontology annotation, molecular function: NADP binding; nitric-oxide synthase activity; heme binding. Gene Ontology annotation, biological process: nitric oxide biosynthetic process. The record is from RefSeq and is a predicted model, not a curated record. NCBI's taxonomy places the organism in Eukaryota, Metazoa, Arthropoda, Insecta, Hemiptera, Cicadellidae.
CGCGGCAUGGCCAAACCUCAGAUAGCCGAGGUGGAUGUCAACCACCCCAAGAAGCCGUUACGUCUUCGCAACCUAACAGCGCGUACUGAGAGCUACGAUGCGCUCCACCACAGCCAAGUCUAUCAGGCAGCCGUGUGUUCCAAAGAGGCAUGUUUGGGCAGCGUGGUCUAUCAGCAUAUCGCAAAGACAACUUUCACUGCAAGGCCGAAGGAUGAAGUUAUUCUUCACGCCAAGAACUUCCUCGACCAGUACUUCGCUUCUAUCAAAAGAGCGAACAGCCAGGCACACGUGGCGAGAUGGGGACAAGUCCAGGAGGAGAUUCAGGCCACCGGACACUACCAGCUGACCGAGACCGAGUUAGUGUAUGGAGCCAAACUGGCCUGGAGGAACGCUGCUCGCUGCAUCGGUCGGAUACAGUGGUCCAAACUACAGGUGUUUGAUUGCAGGUCGGUGACAACCACCAGUGGUAUGUUUGAGGCAAUUUGCAACCAUAUCAAGUACAGCACCAAUAAAGGGAAUAUAAGGUCCGCCAUCACGGUGUUUCCGCAGAGGACGGACGGGAAGCACGACUACAGGGUGUGGAACCCACAGUUGUUAGCCUAUGCCGGCUACAAGAACGCCGACGGGACUGUCACAGGAGACCCUAUCAAUGUGGAGUUCACAGAGGUGUGCACCAAACUGGGGUGGAAAGGGAAAGGGACUAGGUGGGACAUCUUGCCCUUGGUCCUCUCCGCCAACGGUCAUGACCCUGACUACUUCGACAUUCCUCCAGAACUUGUGAUGGAGGUGCCUCUAGUCCACCCUGAGUACGAUUGGUUUGGGGAGAUGGGACUGAGAUGGUACGCGGUCCCGGCUGUAUCCAACAUGAUGUUCGACUGUGGAGGUCUGCAGUUCACCGCUGCCCCCUUCAACGGCUGGUACAUGAGUACAGAGAUCGGCGCACGGGACUUGUGUGACGUCAACAGAUAUAAUCUUCUUGAGACACUGGCGACUAAAAUGGGCCUCGAUACGAGAACUCCGGUUACUUUGUGGAAGGACAAAGCUCUGAUAGAAGCUAACGUUGCAGUCCUUCAUAGUUUCCAGAUCAAUAACGUGACUAUUGUUGAUCACCACACGGCGGCGGAGUCGUUCAUGAAGCACUACGAGAACGAGCAGCGCCUGCGCCAAGGCUGUCCCGCCGACUGGGCCUGGAUAGUGCCGCCGAUAUCCGGCUCCAUCACUCCGGUCUUCCACCAGGAGAUGGCGCAUUACAAUAUUUAUCCUACCUACUCUUAUCAGGACCCUGCAUGGAAAGUACAUAUCUGGAAGAAAGGAAAAGAUGGAGCAAAAACAGGAAAAAAGCCCAGAAGAAAAUUCCAUUUCAAGCAAAUUGCAAGAGCUGUAAAAUUCACAUCGAAACUUUUUGGAAGUGCCCUUUCUAGAAGAAUAAAAGCAACAAUAUUGUACGCUACUGAAACUGGAAAAUCCGAGCAGUUUGCCAAAAAACUCAGUGAAAUGUUCAGUCACGCCUUUCAUUCCCAGUACUGUUGUAUGGAAGAUUACGACAUGAGCAGUAUAGAGCAUGAGGCGCUGCUGUUGGUGGUGGCUUCUACUUUCGGCAACGGAGAUCCUCCCGAGAAUGGACAGUCAUUCGCCCAGAGCCUGUAUACACUAAAGAUGGAGCACACAGGCGGUAUGACCAAUGGGCAUUCCUCCCCCUUAAACUCAGCCUCGUUCAUCAAGGCUAACAGCCAAUCCGACCACCUGCUGGAGCGUACGGGGUCACUGAGAGAGUCUGUCACGGACACAGAACUCUUCGGUCCCCUCAGCAACGUCAGGUUCGCUGUUUUUGCGCUGGGAUCGAGUGCCUACCCUAACUUUUGCGCUUUCGGCGCUUACGUGGACAACCUACUUGGGGAGCUUGGGGGCGAGCGGUUGAUGAAGUUGACAACAGGAGACGAGAUGUGUGGGCAGCAGCAGACCUUCGUCAAGUGGGCUCCUGAAGUCUUCCGGGUCGCUUGUGAAACUUUUUGUCUGGAUGAUUGCAACAAUGUGUUCGACUUGGCCAAUACGCUGAACAAUGUCCCAAUAACUGCUUCCACUGUUCGUCUUGUAGACUGCCCAUCUAUUGACUUAAAAGAAGCUUUGAGUAAAUACCACAACCGGAAGAUCUACCGAUGCAAUGUAGCCUGCAACCGCAACCUGCACGGUAGCAACUCCUCCAUCGCCACUCUAGGGGUGGAGCUGGACACGGAGGCGGGGGUGAAGUACGAACCCGGGGAUCAUGUAGGUGUCCUGGCCUGUAAUCAAACUGACCUUGUAGAUGGCAUCAUAGCACACCUGGACCUCUCAGAGUUCGACCCGGACAAACCGGUGGAACUGCAGCAUCUGAAGGAAACACAGACCUCUUCUGGAGUCGUCAGAACGUGGGAGCCCCAUGAGCGCCUGCCCCGCGAGUCCUUGAGAGUCCUGCUCACCAGAUUCCUGGACAUCACGACGCCACCAACUCCUCAAUUCUUGCAAUUCCUUGCGUCUUGCACGAUUGACCCGGAGGACAAGGACCAUCUUAUCCUCUUAGCAACGGAACCAACGGCAUACGAGGACUGGAGACACUGGAGAUUCCCGCACUUGCUGGAGGUACUGGAAGAGUUCCCGUCAGUGAGGCCACUCCCCGCUCUCCUGCUGGCACACCUCACCCCUCUUCAGCCGCGGUUCUACAGCAUCUCUUCAUCCCCGGCACUGUGUCCUAAUCAGGUCCAUCUCACCGUUGGGGUCGUGUCUUACCGCACUCAAGAUGGAGAAGGUCCUGUACAUUAUGGAGUUUGUUCCAACUAUCUGCAUGGAAUUAAGGAAGGCGAUCAAGUGUACUUAUUUGUGCGCAGUGCCCCAAAUUUUCACUUACCGGCGGACGAGUCCAAACCAGUCAUCAUGGUCGGCCCUGGCACCGGAAUCGCACCUUUUAGAGGCUUCUGGCAACACAGAUACGCUAUGAAGAAAAAGCAAGGUCUGAAGAAAGCAGGGAAGAUGACUUUGUUCUUCGGGUGCAGACUGAGAUCCUUAGAUCUCCACAAGGAGGAUAAGGAGAAGAUGGUGGCUGAGGGAGUUCUCGAUAAAGUAUUCCUGGCUUUAUCCAGGGAACCGGGCAUACCAAAGACUUACGUGCAAGACCUGAUGCGUGGCGAGGCCAAGUCUCUGUACCAUCAACUGGUUCAGGAGGAAGGUCACUUUUACGUGUGUGGUGACGUCACCAUGGCAGAGCAUGUCCUGCAGACUCUCAAGGUCAUUGUGCAAGCCGAGGGCAACAUGAGCGCUGACCAGGUCGAAAACUACAUGCUCACGCUCAGGGAUGAGAACCGCUAUCAUGAGGACAUAUUCGGGAUCACGCUGAGGACCACGGAGGUUCACAACAAGUCCCGGGAAACGGCGAGGAUCCGCAUGGCAUCCCAGUCGAAUCCCUAGCUAAGGAAGAAAAGCAGCCCGUUAAUUCUGGCUGCAGGACUGGUUCAGUCCAUCCGCACAUUCCUUCACAACCACUAGUAGGAGCUGCAGGGUCGUGCUACACUUUGUCUCCAACUUUCCUGUUCUAUUACUUCAAACAAUUGCAGCAUUUUGAUCAGAAAAAUACGUUACAUUUUACAAAGUCCAAUGCCGCAUUUUGCGUUAUGAUAUAACGCAUACAAUAUUAGCCAUAGUUUCUGAAAUUAUUAUCACACUAGGGUAAUACGUUCUAUCUCGUUUAAAUUGAAAGGACUGAAAUGCAAUAAAAUUAAUCGAAUAGGUUUUCACUGAAUUAAAUAUAGGGAAUUAACUUUUGGUCUUAAAAUCUGUUUCCGGAUAUUGAGACAUACUUAUAGCAAUAAAUAAUUAACUAACUGAAAUCGAAAUAACAAAAUAAAUUAUCAUUAAAAAGCUGUACACUCAUAACAAAUUAAAACAGUCCAUUGAGCUAUCAAUAUAGUUCAAGUUUAGUUUAUAAACACAAAUAACCGCUCUUUAUCUUUGAAGUUACACAUACAGCAAGUGCAUGGGAGCAAAUGUAAAAUUCAUAUGCAAUAUCCGAAUUUCUUAUCACAACAAAUUUUAUCAUUGGCAUUGUAUUCUUCAUUUUUGAAAAUUAUCCUCUUCAAAAUAUCCAUUAACUGUAAGAUGCUACCUUAAAGCCAAAAACAGACAACUGUAAAAACCCAUAAAUUUCAAUGAAGUGGCUUUUAAAAGUUGUUUUAAAGCUUGGCAAUACCUACCUCGAAAUGGACUCGUUUUUAUGGAGACCUUUUAGACAACCUUAAUUCUCAUUUUGAAUCUUGUAGCAUUCCGGAAUGUGCAAGAUCCAUAAUUGAUCUAAAUUGUAGUUAAACUUGUUUACACCACUUAAGCAAAUUAAUAUCAAGACUUGUUGGAAUAGCGUACUAUUAAUAAAUUUGUUUAACUCUUUGUAUAUAAAAAAUUAGUUUUUGUAUCUUAUUCCAAUUUCCCUGAGUUAUAUUUUGCCUAUAUACUGCGGCUUCAAUACUGAAUACUCAGUUUCGUUAAUAAACCAAAGUGUUAUAUUGAUCUUUGUGGCAUAACCAGCACAAAAAUAAUAGUUAAUACCCGUAAACAUGUUGUUACGGCUUCACUGUUCCACUGAAAAUUAAUUUAAAUGACCUUAUUCAGAAAUAACAUAAAGUAUUCUUAGUACUUUUAUAAAUAAAAUGUACACGACCCUACCGGCAUUCCAGUACAAAUUAUUUAGUGAUUUAGAGUUUAAUAACUUUUCAUAUUAUUUAUGUAAUGUUUUAGCCGCUAAUUUUAGUUUAAGAAUCUAUGAAUUUAAUGUUCAAUGAUUAGUUAAUAGUUACUUUUACUUAAAAGUUUACUUCUUUUAAAACAUAUUUUAAUAUAACUAUUCAUGUACUGUUCGUGAUAAAUAUUUGACUCUAUAUAAUUUAAAGUAGAGGUUGUAGUCAAUUUCUCAAAUAAUAAAUGAGCGUAUUUACUUCAAUAUAUUUAAAAAUUAGUCUUUUUGUGUAACAAUAUUUAUUAUAACAUGCAAGGUUAGUCUUAUAUUUUUCAUAGCAUUAAAGAACUACUUAUACAUAUUUUUAUAAUAGUAGUUAGUUACUGGGAUUAAGUGUAGGGAUAUUUUUUUAUUAUAUUUAAUGUUUUGGUCACACUGUAUAUGCCAGAUUAUUGAAGUUGUUUGUUGAUGCCACAAUGCGAAAUCUCGGAGUUAAUGUAUAAUAAUAACUUAAUACAAUGUACUUAUAAUUCAGUUCAUCUAAAUUUGGCUAACAUCUUAUUUUAAUAUACAUGUUGCACUGCAUGCUGUACACCUAGCUGGUAAUUAUGCCUUAACAUAAAAUCACAUUAGAUACUUAACAAAAUUAUAAGCCAUUUCUAGAAUGAAUUGAUUUUACAUAUCUUGAUGUUGUCUUAAACGUCAUAUAAAACACAUGUAUAAAAAUAAGUUAUAUAGUUAUAGCAAAAAGUUAUUUUUAGCUUUUUGUGUACGAAGUAUAUGUUUAUAAUAUCGUCUCCGAAUGCAAUUGAUUAAAACUCCAUUAAAUAAUAACAGGAGUUUUUCCAACGUGAAUUUAUCACAGUUAGUUUUGACUUUUUAAAACGUUUUUAUAUUUCACACUUAUGGUGUGAAUAAUUCCAUAACAAAAUAUUAUGUAAAUAGACUAUUAAUAAAACUCUACUUGUUUCAGUUGAUUUCGCUAAUAAAAACGUCAUAACCUUUCUUAAAUGUACAUCGCCUAAGACAUAUAGUAAUGUUUUUCUUGAUAUUAAUUAAUUUGAACAUAUCAAAUUAGCGUUACAUUUCACUAUUCUAUAUUUUUAUAAUUAUUUUAAAACGUUAGCUUUUGGUCAUAAUUAAGUAUUAUAAAAUUUGGACCGUUUUAAACCUCAUGGAGUAUGAUUCUUUUUAUUAUUUAAUAAAACAGUAAUAAACCCUUUAACUUGUUUAUCACUAAAUUUUAGGUUUGGUAUAUGGUAGUUUUCUUAGAUAACCCAUCAUGCUCUGGUCAUGGUACAUUGUGCCUUCCUUCGAUGCUGAAUCCUCAAAAAGGCUUAUACAGUUUUAUCCUUACUAUGAACAAAAUAUCGCAGCUACAAAAAAUAUGCCAAGGCCUUUUUUCUAAAAAUUAGAGUUUGCUUUUAUAAAAGACGAAAUCUACUCGAAUCACACACGUAUGCUUAAUUCAGGCAGUGUUAUUGACUGGUAAACAACUGAUGUAGUGAGCGAUAAGCUUGAAAAGUUUAUCUUUACUUUCGUUUGUACAUUUCAAAACUUAAAAAAGAUGUCUGUGCUUCCUUUGUAAUGUUACUUUUGAAGCGUACUCUUACUCGUAUAACAAUAUUCACUUACAUAUCAUAAUAGUAAUGCUUCACCAUAGCCUCAUAUUAUUUGCAUAGUACAUGUUUCCCAUGUCAGUUAAUCUUCAUGUGUGUGUAAUAUUUAAAUCUUAAAUACUAUAAGCUGUUAAGAUUUCGGUUAUCGUUGUUCUAAAAGCUAUGUUCUCGAACACUUCAUCAUUAUUGCGUGACACCAAUUUCAUGUUUCAAAGCUUUAACGGCUUUUCACUAUUAUUAUUGUGAUAUCAUCAUUAGAUUUACAUUCUUUUUGUACUUUUGUCCAUCAUAGAUUUCACUGCUAACACAUUUGGUUGCCUUAUAAAUGGAUCACUUAGAAUAUAGUGUUUUAUUUGGUAGACCAACACUAGUUGCUUGUUGUUUCCUAAAGUUAAGACAUAUUUUAAUGAGUCCUUCAACAUCGAAACCUUGUCAAUAAAACUAGUAAAAAAAUAUGCAAAAGUGGACGUGUUAAAAUUAUUCAAGUGAAUACUUGAGGAAGUCAACAAGUAGCUAUGUGGAUUUUUAAAUAUUCCAUUAUAGCCAAUUUGUGCUUAUAAGUUGCUAUGUAACGGCUUUGUUGUGUUUUGAUAUUAUGUAAUAAUAUUGAUGUAUCGUGGUGUUUUUAUAAAGAAUAUAAAUAAAAUAUUUAUCUGUUAUUUUUGGAAUAUCUUCUUGUAUACUUAUUGUUAAUUAGAAUCAUUGCUGUAACAUAAGAUUUGUGUUAUAUUUCCAUGAAUAUAUACAUAUUAGCGUAAAUAAAUCAAAAUAUUUUAUACAAAUAUUA